AGAACACAACUGACAAAUCCUAUCUAUCAGUUCAGUCCAACCAGAAAAACAGAACGAAAGUCCAAUGGCCUAAAACCCUAAUCCCCAAUCAAAAACUCCCAAUUUUUUUACGAACCCAAAAUCCAUGCUCCAUUUUCCCUUCUGCUACAAUCCAACCCACCAUUCACUCUCCCCAUGUUCCACAGACUCGGUUUCUCUCUCACACGCGCCUCUUUCAACCUCCGUUCCCCAUUUCUCCACAUCAACAAAUCCCCAACCUCCCCAAUUCCCUCACAAUUCACUCCAAAAUCAAAAACUUGCAUAUCAGUAGCAUUCCAUACCAAAAUGAGUGAUACCCACAAACCCAAAUCGUCAAUCCCACAUCUUGACAAAGCCACAAAACCCGAGUUGAUUCGAGCCCUCGAAUCCUCCCUAGGUUCUUCAUUUAGCUCAAACCCAAUUUGUCCACCUCCAAAUCCUUUAGUUAUUGUCAUCAGUGGCCCUAGUGGUGUUGGUAAAGAUGCUGUGAUCAAGAAAUUAAGAGAAGUUAGAGAGAGUUUGCAUUUUGUUGUGACUGCAACCAGUAGGCCAAUGAGAGCUGGUGAAGUUGAUGGGGAAGAUUAUUUUUUUGUGUCUAAGGAAGAGUUUUUAUGUAUGGUUGAAAGAAAUGAGCUUUUGGAGUAUGCACUUGUUUAUGGUGAUUAUAAAGGGAUACCCAAGAAUCAGAUUCGGGAUUUUAUGGCGAAAGGGUGUGAUAUUGUGUUGAGGGUUGAUAUUCAAGGAGCUCAGACUUUGAGGAAGAUUUUGGGGAAUUCUGCUGUGUUUAUAUUUUUGAUGGCGGAGAGCGAAAUGGAGCUUGUUGAGAGGUUGAUUGAUAGGAAGACUGAGACGGCUGAGGCUUUGCUUGUUAGAGUUUCUACGGCGAGAGAGGAGAUUAAGCAUGUUAAGAAUUUUGAUUAUGUUGUUGUUAAUGGUCAGGGGAAGUUGGAUAGUGCUGUGAAGCUUAUGGAAUCUAUUAUUGAUGCUGAGAAGGCGAAGGUUCGGCAAAGAAGGGCUGUGAUUUAAUCAAUAUAUUCUUUCAGUUUUGCUCUUGAGGAGAAAUGAAAUUAUCAAAGCCAUAUUGACAGGUUCUCUUGGGUAAUUUGCAGUUUCUGCUCGCUAUGCAGAUAUACCUGCUUAGAACCAAACUAUUUGAACUUGUACCCUGGGAAGUAGCAAUAAGGAGAGUGAGGAGCUUUGGGCUGGUCAUUUCAUAAUUUCAAGCUUGUGUACAGUACUAACAACAGGAAAUUUUUUGUCCUAUAUAUUUUAUAUUUAACAGCAAAAUUUUGUCCUAUAUAUUUUAUAUUUAACAGAAAAAUUUUGUCGUUUA
This is a messenger RNA of Mercurialis annua (annual mercury), 1351 nucleotides long. Its product is annotated as guanylate kinase 3, chloroplastic. The transcript has 2 exons. Lineage: Eukaryota; Viridiplantae; Streptophyta; Magnoliopsida; Malpighiales; Euphorbiaceae. Gene Ontology annotation, cellular component: cytosol. Gene Ontology annotation, molecular function: GMP kinase activity. Bases 175 to 1044 code for a protein of 289 amino acids. The record is from RefSeq and is a predicted model, not a curated record. Gene Ontology annotation, biological process: purine nucleotide metabolic process.